Messenger RNA from Sorghum bicolor (sorghum), 3547 nucleotides. RefSeq lists its product as uncharacterized. The transcript has 5 exons. NCBI's taxonomy places the organism in Eukaryota, Viridiplantae, Streptophyta, Magnoliopsida, Poales, Poaceae. Bases 1037 to 3340 code for a protein of 767 amino acids. Gene Ontology annotation, biological process: regulation of photomorphogenesis. The record is from RefSeq and is a predicted model, not a curated record.
CUCUUUUUUUUUCCGGUCUUUCGAAAAAAGGAAACAACCUUCCCAUUUUUCACCAGACAACGCGCGCUACUGUAGUCACCAUUCGGCAGAUCACAGCCGCGCAGGUCGUCGUCAACUCUCUGUCCCGUCGUGCCGAACGGAAACCACUGUGGCAGCCGAGCCCAGGGGCCCCGGCCACCCUGUACGCGCGGGCAACAGGGAGUAAGGGAGGGAGGGACCUCUCCCACGCCACGUCCGUCCCCGGAGAUAUUUUCCGCUGGCGAUCGGCCGUACGCUCCCCAUCCGACGCCUCCGUUGCCGCCACCGCGUCGCCGGCGCAACCGAUGGCCGCCUUUUUGAGGACGUGGCCCAGGCGGCUUCGCUUUUCCCUGUUCCUCCCUUCCUCUCCCAUCCCCGUCUCCUGAGCUGGGGGGACUGGCUGACCAGUGACCAGCCCUCUCCCACCUCGCACGCCUGUGGCUGUGGCUCCUGACCUUUUCCACCACCGGAGUUAAUGCCUCCGCCUCUCCGUCAGCGCCGCCUCGGCUCGCCGUCUCGCUGUGCGCGGCGUGGGUCGUGGUAGCAGUACCGCGCGCGUGGUGGUUGGGGCCUUUGGGGAUGGGCGGAACUGGCGGCCGCGAGGUGAGGUGAGGUGAGGAGUGGAGAUUGAGGGGGGAGCUGUUGUGGCGCGUGUCUCCCUGUCGCCCACAGCUUCUUUUUAUUCCUCCCCGCCCGGUUCCGUUCCGGGGAAUGGAUUCUGGGGAGGAGGAAUUCUGAGCCACGGGGGAGGGAGGGAGGAGACGCGGCUGCUUUGAUCCCUUGCCGCCUCGGCUCUCGUACGUAGUACGUUCUCGUCGUCGUGGCGCGUGGCGGCGCAAUUUGGUUUUUGGCAGCGGCGUGCGUGUUCCUUGCCUAGAUUGGCGUGAUCCAAUUCUGGUCCAACUGAGAGGCGUAGAGGUGCCCGCCGCAGAACACGAGCGCAUGCUUGGUGCUUGCUAAGAUAGAAGCAUCUGCAAUCAUCAUUCCUGGUUUGCGAGCAAACUCAUUUACUUUAAUCAUGUCGGAUUUACUUGGGAGUAGAUAUGAUAAGCAAGAAGAUUUUCAAGUUCUGUUGAGCAAGAAAGAUCCUGGAGAACCACCUCGGCACAAGCAUUACCUGUGGAUGGCACACUGGACCAAAGCAAGCAGCAGUGCAGAAGCCCGAAACAACAAUGGCAGCAAUCCUUUGGAGGAUAUCAACAAGGGCACUACUACGAAAGAUGGUGAGACCUUGCCUUAUGAAUUCAUGAAAUCUACAGUUGCUGAAAGGCUCAUGGUAGGAGUAAGCCGUGGAAGUGCCUCCAUGCAGCAUGCCCGGCAGUUCAAUUCUAGUAUGUGGGGUAUGGCACGCCAUGUUUCCAAUGAAUUGGGACCAAAGAAUAGCGAACAGGUUGAUGAGUCUUUUGAAAAAUCUAUGAAGCACGAUGCUGUGAACUUGAGAGCUAGAGCAGUUGUGUCAGAAACAUAUUCUAUUCACAAGCUUUCAGAGUUACCGUUGGAUUUUCAAGACCUUGGGAGCUCAGAUGAUCCAAGUCCAGAUUGGAGCCACUUUCCAAUGUUCGAAAUUAAUCGAAAGAUUGACAGUAUUCUCAACCGUAAACGAAAGUCUGCAGCACUUGGUCCUGCACCUCUGAAUCUAAAUGUGUCUGCAUCCCAUGUGAUGGCCCUAUCGUCACAGGAAUACAUGAUGCACUCACAUCAAAUAGCUGACAAGAACAUGGAUACGUGCAAACCUGCAGAAGGCUUUGCAUCUCACAUAGAAGAUCCUGCUGGCCUCAACUCAGAUCCUUCAGGGCCAAAGUUAAAGGGACAAUUAUUGGAUACCAUGUCAUGUUCUUGCAGCAAGGACGACAACAACUCAGCAGAUUGUCCAAUAGAUGAGCAGCAUACAAGCCACUAUUUUGCAAACUCAAAGCAUGAACUACCCUAUGUAUCUAACGAAAAGGAGUUCAAGUUUGCAGGAAACAGCCACAAUCGAAUGGUUUCAAGUGCGGCCCACAAUCUGAAGACAAGAAGAUCUGCUGUCUGUAAACAACAAAGUGCUGCAGAGGCAAUGUUCUGUGAACCAGUACUUGGUAGUGAGUUUCAGAAUGAACCAAUAACUAUUUGUACCAUGGGCAAGAAGGAUGGUGAAAAUUUUCAUGAGAUGUAUAAAUCUCGUGGCAAGGCCGUUUCAUGUUCUUUGUUACCUUAUGAGCAUCAUCGUCAUCUGAAAGCACAGAGAACGGAAUCUGCAGGAAAUUUGAAAGUCUGCGCGUUACCUGAUCAAACUGCAAAUAAAUUGACAGAAAAGAGUAAUGGUGAGCUGCUGGCAUAUGGAGCAAAGUCAAAGGAAAUGUAUACAGGUUCUUGUAACCGAAGAAGGCCCUAUUUAUUUGAAAAGUUAACGAUUCCUUCCAAAUCACAAAGUGCAUAUCCUAAAAAUUCUGCGUCUUCAGGAAAAUCUAGCGGCUUUGGAGUUUGUAUGUACGGCACCAAUAUUGGCAGUCGGUUAUUCGGAGAACAGAAUCAAUCUUCAGCUAAGACUGAAACAUUACACAGUGAUACUCUUAUUGGGUCCAAAUCCUCAGCAGGCAUUGCUUCAUUGCCGGCACAAAAGGACUACGGUUGUCCAGACAAAGCAAAAAGUGAGCAGCUGGCAGCUCCAUCCAAGAGAGGAGAUUCAGGAUACAGCAAAGAAGAUGGAACCCAUACUGUCAAUGAAGGUCAUGAUGUUUCGUCCAAAGCAACCAUUGGUAGUAAGCAACCGUGCAUGCCCGGAACAGGAAUCACGAACCUAGAUCUCAUACUUUCCCAAAUGAGCAGAAUGAGAAAUCAAAUUUCCCGUGGUAUAAUUCAACCACCAAUAGGUGCCGAGCCAAGUGAUAGAUGGCUCAAGCGCCUACAGCUUGACAUAUCAGAUCCUGACAUGCCUGGUUCCAAGAGGCCAAAAAUUGGAGACAGUCCUCCACUCAGGCAAAGAAAUCGUUCUUUUGACAUGGCACUUCCUUGCAACAGGACUGACACUGAAGCAAUCGAUCGUGUUAAGGAGGACCAAAGCUUGGAUGAAGGGAAAAAAUUGCAAGAACAGCAAGAAAGAACCCCAAUUCUAGAGAAGAGCGUGAAUAGUUGGAUAGGAAGAUGGUGCCAGGGUGGCACUCCUGUUUACCAUGAAGACCCAGGCCAGGGAAGGCAAGGAACAAAGCCUGGCCGGUCAUCCGAAGAACUUGAAGGUCAGUUCCCAAGCAUUGCAGCGAUGGCGAUGAUGGGGCGAGCGAUGAACAAGCUUCGGCCAUGCGAGCAUCAGAAGAAGGGGCCAUUUGUGGUGUGGAAGACAGAUUGACCUUUGUGUAUACGUUUUUGGGUGUAAUAUACCGGUUUCUUUCCAGAAAGUAAAUGUAAAGCAACUGUGAAGUUUGCCUGGCAGUGGUUCAUGGUUUAUUUUUUUUUUCUGAAGUGAAAGUAGCUAAGUGUAGUGUCUACCGAUGGUGUAAUGGUUUAAUAUACCAAUCAUAUAAUAAUAUACUCUUCACUGUGCCGUUAUGAAUUA